This is a messenger RNA of Symbiodinium natans, 1416 nucleotides long. The record is from the annotation of a GenBank genome assembly. NCBI's taxonomy places the organism in Eukaryota, Dinophyceae, Suessiales, Symbiodiniaceae.
AUGGAGGGUGUCACUUUGGAGUUCCGCAAAGCAUGGCACGACCUCACAAAGAUGAAAAUCGAUUGGCAAAACCUUGGCCGCCGAUCUCUUCCCCUUGUGGCAGCCAGCGCUCUGAGCACAGGUGCUCUGAUCUUGUGGAAGCAACAGGUGCCUCCGAAGGGUGAUCUUCUCGCGGCAUCUUGCACGUUCAGGUGUACGGCUGACUCGAGGCUGUCAGGCUCUGUGGUGGAGCAGCUACGUGAGGCUGGUGCCGGUGCGGCGGAGGUGGCGGCGCUGCGCCGUGCGGCACAGAGACUCCGCGGCCCCAUCGAGCGAGACCUCAUGCGCGCUCAACUGGAAGCCGAGAAGCUUCAGGACAAACGACACCUCUACGUGCAACUUGUUGAGGAGUGGAGGCAAGCUGGCUUUUUCCAGGAGCCACUUGAAGCAAAGAGGCCGCGGGCCGCCAAUGUGGGGAUCGAUCUCGUAACCCAGAUUGACGAGUCUUAUGGGCGAGACAUUGGCAGCGAGGUGCCUCUCUGUCUUCUCGAAGAGAAGGCAGGUUCAGAUCCUGCAAGUGUCCGACGCUCCCUUACUCCAGAGGAAUGGCAAGCUGCAGCUGAUGCUUUGGAAGUGCACGGCGUGGCCAUUCUCAAAGGAAUGCUUACGCUGAAGGAGGUGGGCGAGCUGCGCGGGCAAGUGCACCUUCACAGCAGUGCCAUGGACAUCGCUCGCAGUAGGGGCCCUCCGGAAGCUGUGCCUGUUCGCGAGUUCAAAGCUGAAGCUCUGCAGGCGGAGGAUGAGGAACUUGAGCCUUAUAUGUCGGCACCUGGUCGACAACACUACUAUCUGCGUGGACGAGUCUUCGAGGAGGCAGUGCAAGCGGCGCAAAGGGCGGCCAUGCCUCUUGUUUGGGAGGUCUUGUGCCGCCAGCACGCUGCGGCGGGGUACCCGCUCACGAAGAGACCGUACGUGUCGGAGGUCCAGCUGAUGACCUCAGAUCCUUGUGCUGUCGACCAGUUCUGGCACAUGGACAACAUAGCUCCUGGUCUGACCCUCGUGGUGCCGCUGACAGCCGUUCCCGAGGACAUGGGUGCCACCUUGCUUCUUCCUGGCUCGCAUCACUGUGUUGGACAGGAACAAGGUGUUGUCAGCAAAGCGCGCGCCUUCUUGCGCUCCAUGCUGUCAGCCAAUUCCCGACCGGCUGUGACUUUGGAGCUGGGGGAUGCCUUGCUGUACGACUCGAGGCUUCUCCACCGCACUGCAGCAAAUCGUCGCUACGAUCGUAUGGCCGCCGUGCUCGUGUUCCGGUACGACUACGACAGGCCGCCCGGGAUCGGGCUCCUGGCGUCGCAGCUCUACUCAUGGUGGGGCAACGCCCUGUCAGGCUUCCAUCGCUUCUAUUGCCGAUUGCCUGGGCCCGUUGACGCUUCCUAG